Molecule: messenger RNA, 1482 nt
Organism: Ilex paraguariensis (yerba mate)
Lineage: Eukaryota; Viridiplantae; Streptophyta; Magnoliopsida; Aquifoliales; Aquifoliaceae
Source: the annotation of a GenBank genome assembly
CGAGCCGACUGAACCAGACAAGUUUAUCCGCGCACCAAACGAGCUCUGUUCUUCAAUUGACCGAUCCAGACAUAGUGAUUCAAACUGGAGAUCAAAGAUGGGUUUGGUGUGGACGAUCGUUGAGUUGAUCAUCAUCGUGGCUCUGAUAGUGGCUUUAGGGUUAGCUGCUGCCAUUGUAUUGGAAACAUUAAGAAGACGUUAUAAUCACAGUCAUGUUGAAGCUCCUCCGAUCUUCGAGGAUCCAAAGUCGUUGAAACCGGUUCCAUGUCCUCAUAUUUUUGAUCCUGCAGAAAAGUACAUAUCAUUGAUUGUUCCUGCAUUCAAUGAAGAGCAUAGGCUUCCUGGAGCACUCAAUGAGACCAUGAAUUAUCUUCAACAACGGGCAGCAAAGGACAAGUCAUUUUCUUAUGAGGUGGUAAUUAUUGAUGAUGGAAGUGCUGAUGGAACGAAGAGAGUAGCUUUUGACUUUGUAAGGAAAUACACAGUAGACAAUGUAAGGGUUAUCCUUCUUGGAAGAAACCAUGGCAAGGGAGAAGCUAUAAGAAAAGGAAUGCUUCAUUCACGUGGUGAACUACUAAUAAUGCUGGAUGCUGAUGGGGCGACCAAGGUUAAUGACCUAGAAAAACUUGAAAAUCAGAUACAUGCAGUUGUUGAAGAGGAACAUCGUUUUGGCAAUUCUGCAGCUAAUGAUUUGACUUUAAGAAUCUCAGAUGUCCCAAUUGCCGCCUUUGGUUCACGUGCUCAUCUGGAGGAGAAGGCUCUCGCAACAAGAAAGUGGUACCGCAAUUUUUUGAUGAAGGGUUUCCAUGUUGUUGUUCUUUUGGCUGCUGGUCCUGGAAUUCGUGAUACACAGUGUGGUUUUAAGAUGUUUACUAGAGCUGCUGCACGGAAGCUUUUCACAAACAUACGUUUGAAAAGGUGGUGCUUUGAUGUUGAGUUAGUCUAUUUAUGCAAAUACUUUCACAUCCCUAUGAUUGAGUUAUCCGUAAACUGGUCAGAAAUUCCUGGAUCCAAGGUGAACCCAUUAAGCAUUCCAAACAUGUUGUGGGAGCUGGCACUGAUGUCUUUGGGAUAUAGGACUGGCAUCUGGAAAAUCUAUACAUGAGUCAUUUUGUGAUAAAACUCACCGAAAACAACAUUUUAGUCCUGGCCUCAUUUGACCACGCAAGAGUAAGAUGUUGCACCUGCUGAUUAAAAGUUCUAACUCGCAUCUGUGGAAAACAAAGCGUUUCCAAACACGUUUUUGCUGUCGAAAUCAUCGCAGGUAACCUGAGCUAAGCUUAGUCUUGUAAUUUUGUUUGAGGAGCUACUUCGUUUCAUUCCUUUUGAUAGUUACAGUCAUAAAAUGUGAAUCAUAUGUCCAACUUUAUGUUUCUAGAUGAUUUUAAGGAGAGAUCAACAUCGUUUUAAGUUUGUCUAAUGCCUUGAUAUUUGAGAAAUGAUUUGGUGACCCUUUGGGAGCUGGUUAGGCUUCGGCUUUCC